AUGGGUGCGUGUUGUACAUGCCAAACGGGCUUGAGAUACCGAGAGGCACCCACGGAUGACCAUCAUGCCAAACCAAAGAACAUCAAAUCUGAGGAUAGCAACCAAGUUAUAGCCAUUGACGAUUAUGGGGCUCGUAUAAGCUUACAAGGGUCUACAAAGUUUAUAUCCAUGUUCACUCGACAAGGACGAAAAGGGGUCAAUCAAGACGCGAUAACAGUUUGGGAAAACUUUGGUGGCAAAAGGGAUAUGGUCUAUUGCGGUGUAUUUGAUGGACAUGGUCCAUUUGGUCACAAAGUAUCGUGUUAUGUACGCGAUACUUUGCCAUCGAAACUCUCAUGGCUCUUUAGAGAUUCUGAUAUUCAUGGAAAAACUUGUUCGCAUCAUGGUCAUGGUUCUAAGAAAAAGGUGAUAAAUAUAGACGAUAGUAAAGAUCCCGUUCUUUCUUCGUGGAAGAAGAGCAUUGUGGAAUCCUUCAAAGAAAUGGAUGAAGAUCUUGAAGCAAAUAAGAGCAUAGAUAGCUAUGGUAGUGGCUCUACAUCGGUAUCUGUAAUUAAACAGGGCAAUAACUUGAUAAUCACAAACUUAGGAGAUUCUCGAGCACUCCUUUGCACAAGAAAUGGAAAUCAACUUCAUACACUCCAACUAACAGUCGACUUAAAACCUAACACUAAAGGCGAAUACGAAAGAAUAAAGAGAUGUGGUGGGAGAGUAGAACCAAUGGAACGUGAGUCGAGUGUGUUUAGGGUAUGGAUGCCGGAUCAAGAUUGCCCCGGACUUGCAAUGUCACGAGCUUUCGGUGAUUUCUGUAUAAAAGAUUAUGGACUUAUAUGUAUUCCAAAUAUAUACUAUCAUAAACUAACGAACAAAGAUGAAUUUGUUGUAUUAGCGACGGAUGGAGUGUGGGAUGUGCUAACAAACAACGAGGUGGUGAAAAUAGUCGGAUCUGUAAGGAACCGAUCAAUGGCGGCAAGAUUUCUAAUAGAUAACGCAGUGCGAGCUUGGCGACAGAAGUAUCCAUCUUCAAAAACCGACGAUUGUUCGGUUGCUAUUUUGUUUUUUAAGAAACAACGAUUUUCUUUAGCAAAAUCAGGCCCUGAAUUGAUCGAUUUAAGUGUGGAUGAUCACUAGGAUCUUGAUGCAAUGAACAACCCUAAAUCGACCGGGGAUGAUGAUGGCUUUGACAUUGCUAAAUUACCACAUUGAAGGAGAUAAAAGUUCGAGAAAGGCAACCAAGAAAGCACAACUUCACAAGUGAAGGGCAUGUGAAAGAUCGAUUGAUGGACUCAGGUAUUCGUUUGGUUUUAGAUAGAGUUCCAGAUGAUAGUGAUAUAGAAGCAAUCUAAACUCGAUGAAUAUAUGUACUUGUAGUGUAGAUGAAGAAAAAAGUGGAUUAUGAUGUGUAUACAUAGGAAUUUCACGUCGAUUUCACUUUAAUAUAAACUCGGACUUAACCGUUUUCACGAGAGAAGUUCACUCAUAUCAUGAUCGUUAAAUCAGUUAAAUAUAAUAGAAACACAUGUAACUAAGAA
This is a messenger RNA of Lactuca sativa (garden lettuce), 1529 nucleotides long. Its product is annotated as putative protein phosphatase 2C 65. Gene Ontology annotation, biological process: protein dephosphorylation. The record is from RefSeq and is a predicted model, not a curated record. NCBI's taxonomy places the organism in Eukaryota, Viridiplantae, Streptophyta, Magnoliopsida, Asterales, Asteraceae. Gene Ontology annotation, molecular function: protein serine/threonine phosphatase activity.